This is a messenger RNA of Triticum dicoccoides, 726 nucleotides long. RefSeq names its product FCS-Like Zinc finger 2-like. The record is from RefSeq and is a predicted model, not a curated record. The transcript is spliced from 2 exons. The coding region runs from base 63 to 443 and encodes 126 amino acids. Lineage: Eukaryota; Viridiplantae; Streptophyta; Magnoliopsida; Poales; Poaceae.
CCUUCCUCCCAACCAACCCAGCAACAGGGAAGGAGCUAAACGGCAACCAACCGAGCCAGGAAAUGGAGGACUUCUACUACUUCCCCAGCUCCUUGGAGACCUCUGAAAUUGUCCACAGAGGGUUCCUCCCCGUCGUGCACUCCUCCCCCCGCAACCGGGGCUCUGCGUCGCCGAGGCCCCGGCGCGGGUUCCGUGACGACGCCAGCGAGCUCGGCCACCACUACCUCGAUGCCUGCUUCCGGUGCGGGCGGACACUCGCUGGAAACAAGGACAUCUUCAUGUACAGAGGCGACACCCCGUUCUGCAGCGAGGAGUGCCGGCAGCAGCAGAUCGACACCGACGAGGCGGCGGAGAAGAGAUCCAAGAACUCCGCGGCCGCGACGACGACAGAGCAGCAGUCGCAGCGGCAGAGCUCGCACAGAGUGCCCGUCUGGGCUCGGUAGAAGCAUCCAUCGAUCGAUCUAUCAAAUGGCCUAAUAUGCUCGAUCUACUCUCCACCCAUACAAACUUCAGGAUUGUGGAUAUAUGCGGACCGACGUGAUAUGAGUAGCUUGAAGGAGCUGAUUAUAUUCCCUAUUGGGAUACAGUUCUUGGAGGCAAAAGAAGAUCGUCUCGUCUGGAACGCUCAUUAUAUGUGUGAUUAACAUGCUUUCUUCCUUGUGUGCGAUUCCCAUGUAGUCCAAAAUUUUGGCAUGGAAGAAAUAAGAUCACCGAGGCUCCAAUCCA